Messenger RNA from Hermetia illucens (black soldier fly), 8823 nucleotides. RefSeq names its product probable cation-transporting ATPase 13A3 (gene anne). The record is from RefSeq and is a predicted model, not a curated record. The coding region runs from base 4062 to 8636 and encodes 1524 amino acids. Gene Ontology annotation, cellular component: membrane. Lineage: Eukaryota; Metazoa; Arthropoda; Insecta; Diptera; Stratiomyidae. Gene Ontology annotation, molecular function: ATP hydrolysis activity; P-type ion transporter activity; ATPase-coupled monoatomic cation transmembrane transporter activity. The transcript has 12 exons. Gene Ontology annotation, biological process: polyamine transmembrane transport; intracellular calcium ion homeostasis.
UCGUUGAGUGCUUUUAGAGUUAUAUCCAAAGUGGAAUAGGUCUAACGGCGUUGCGGCGGUUAACUGUCAUGGCGUCUUCGGAUUGUUUUUGGCGAACUCAGUUAAUUGCAGCAGGAAAUUUCGAGAUAAGAUUCCUUGAAAUUACAAUCACUUUUAUAGUUUCGUCUUUUCCAGAACCAUAUAGCGACGAAUUAUCGUUCAACAUAUUUUCCACUGACAAGAGAAAUGUCAGUUGACAACAACAACACGGUGACUCAUCAGCAGACAUGAGUCGACGCGAGCCAAGUUCGUUGGAAAAGAGUAGCGUCACGAUUAACACCCGAGGCUAGUCGGGUUCACUACAUGAGAUGACACUGGGAACCUGGGGGGCAUCGCGAGUGUUAAACAGAACACGGUUACUAUCAUUAGUUCAUAGUCUCUUUUCUUAGGAUGUAAGUGUGUAUGCACGUUCGUUCAGUAAUCGGUAUACAGGGUCUGUCACUGCGAGUACUUUUGUAAUUAAGAUGAAAAUUCUGUUAACAGCAUGUUAACAUUCGAGGAAAAUUGGGCUAAACAGCAAUAUUUUGGAAGAGAAAAACAUAAUUUGUUCGUUUGGAAACCUGUUAAUUCUACCCAGCUUACAGACGAGUAUUCGCAUUUACUUGCGAUCCAACGCUCUAGCUACCGUAGUUUUUGAGUUAUUAUGAUUAUAAUGGUGUAAAGGCGGCCUUUCUUAGGAAUUCGAAUAUCAGUGGCAACUAAAAGUUUAACCAGGGGAACAAAAUUUACUUGAUAUUUUUUGCUUGAAAUAGCAUGAAGAACCGCCUGGCAUACAAUUUGCCGAGUCCUUUCCAAGCACACUGUAUGGGGUAUCUGGCGUUGCGGCUGUUCUAGCCAUAUCUUCAGAUAUUCAACUUAUACUAUGGUAAAAAUCGAUCUUGCGCUAAACUUGUUAAUGCUAUCUCUUUCCAUUCAAUGAGAGGCGGAUUGAAAGUGUCCCGAAUGGAAGUUACGAAGUUAUACGUGGAAUUGGCACCUAAAGAAAAAAUCCAGAUCUCAUAUAUUUAUAUUACGUUUUCUUCGUUCAUAUGUAAAUUCUAGCCACAUUUCUCUGAAUAAAUAUACAUUCUUACGUACAAAUUGUUAAUAAUAAAAAAAUUAUCGCGUAUUUCCCGUCUUCGCAGUCGUGAAAGGAGUGCAAUAUCUGUCCACAUCCAAAAUAAUGAUAAAGGAGUGAAUUGUGCCCAUAAUAUAUUUGUGCUGUGCUUUGUGAUUUUCAGUGCUUUUAUAAGUAAUAAACACUCAGUUUUACCCGUAUAGUAACCUCCAGUUAAUACUAGCAAAGUUAAGCCAACAAUUCCCUAAGAAUAAUUGCAGAAUUCAUAGUCCGAUUGCCCGCCAAUCAUCGUUUUCUUUUUCAAUUGAGCCUAAACACAUGGUAUAAAAGUGAAGUGUAACAAUAGUUUAUAAUGUCAUUUCUCAUGUGCAAUAUCCAAACAACAAAAAAUCGUCUAUAAUUGUUUAUUAAGUGUAAAUCAUCAUCAAAAUAGUUGUUAUUAAAUAUAAAUGCACACGGUACACAAGUCAAUACUCAAGAACGUUAUGCGAGAAGUUUGAAUGUUCCCGCCUAUAUUUUGGACAAAUUGUUAUUGGAACUUUCUAAUCAUGAGUAUUUUACGGAAGUACGCGUUAUAUCGUGACCUUAGAAGUCCCAAAUGUGAAGUAAUUGUUAAAUCAUCAUUAAUGAUCUGAUUUGUACGCUGUCAUAAUAUGUAAAGUGUUGUCUGCAAUAUAAUUGACCCAGUGCCGUAUAAUAAGCUUGGAAACAAAUAGUACAUUUAAAUCAGCUCAGUAUCAACCAAAGUGUGAAAAAAGAUAAAGUUACCGGAACAGGACAUUAAAAAAAUAUUCUCAAAGUUUGAAAAAUUUGUAUCUCUAUUGUGUGCCUACCGUUUGAGAAUAAAACUAAAUAAAUUUGCGAAAAAAAGCAAAAAUUAAAGGCGGGAAGCUGAACGGACAAAAAAAAGAUACAAAAAUUUAGGGGUCCUAUCACGCACGUAAUGUUCUCAGAUACACAACUAGCAGUUAAAAGAUCAUAUAAUUUUCAACAAUUCGACAAUUACCGACUUCAAGGGAAAAAAAUUUACUACUCAGCAUCGAACCACACUAAAUCUGAAUUUACAGUCAGAGGUGGAGAAGACUCCAAUCGUUGGAGCGUCAAUCCGAAUCCACAUAUCAUUUACAGCAUCAGAAACAGCCUGCUAAAACACCCUCUUAAUCCUAGUAACGUGCCUGCCAAAUCUAACGAUCAUCUGGUCGAUUUACUGAUUAUUAUCCAAUCAAUUAUAAUUUUAUCAAGCCUACAGCAACCACUGUUAAUUCAGCAUCCAACUAGAAAAUCUAGAUUUAACGUUGAUUCGGCUAAAGACAACAUCGAACUCAAAAUUUAUUCCCGGAUAUCAUCAUUAUUGCUGCUUUCCUUUUCUACUUCUUUUGCUCAUCUUUCUACUAUGCAGGUGAACAAAAUCAGCUCGUAUAUGCCAUUAGUGGAAUGGAGAGUUAAACCAGAUCCUGGAGACUGACACUUGUUAUUUGAUAAUAACAACGAAGUCUCCGACCAAAUUUCAGAAUUUGGCAGGACUAAAGUAAACUUUGCACUUUUUCAAAUACGAUUUAAGCCAAUGGACUGACAACAGCUACAGUCAAAUUCCAGGGCGAUUGUUAGUUAGCAUAUUUGUUAUGUUGUUUUGUUUUUCGCGUUCUUCCAAAGGAAGUUUGAUAUCAAGAAUAGCAGUGAAAGAUAUUUCUGUCGUAUCAAAAUUCGAAGGAAAGAGGAAAGUUUCCAGUUCAGGAGAAUUUCAAUUUCAUAUAGUAUAGAGCUGCUUGCCAAAGGGCUGAAUCAACAGAAUCUUUUAUUUCCAGUAAUAUCAUCGAAAAUUUGAAUUCCACUUAAUUUUUAUCUUUUUGUUGAGCUUCCUCGAUUCCGUUUAGAUUUUUGAAAUUAAUAUUUAUUACUUGUCAAUGCGCAACUACUUAAAUUUGGGCAAAGUACUCGAAGCUUCAGGACAGUACAAUUUAAAUACGAAACCAGUGAAAACCAGCGAUAUUCAUUAAUUCUAAUAAAUAAUAUAGCGGCAUAUGUUUGUGAAUGAUUUAUCUAUUUAACAAUACUAGUCUUUGCAAUAAAGCAUAGGUGACACCCUAACUGCAAUUCUGCUAUUAUUCUAGUCCUCCAGGUAAAGUCUUUCCUUCAGAGACCUUCAGGUUAGAAGGCCAAGUCUUUAUCUCCGAUACACUUCUUUCCCCUCCCUCACUCCUGAUUGUGAGAAAUGUGCAGUUUCCGAGAAGUGGCUUAAAAAGCAAAAAACACUGAAUUAACUUUAGUUUAACCUAAUUUGUCACAGUUCUCAAAAAAUAUCACUGAACACAGGCACAAGACGAUUGUCAAAAUUUGCUGAAAUUAUUUCUUUUUUUUUCAACUCUUCAUAAGAACCAUUUGAUAGAAUUCAUCGUAAAAAAGUGUUUUUUUGUUUAUAAACCAAUAUUCUCGGAAAACUAGCAUAUUUUUAUGUACAAUAGGAAAUAUAGAAGCAAAAUAAAUUAGCUGAUGUUUUUUUUUCAAAAAUGAUAUUCAAUUCUCGUUUAUAAAAUUUUAAACCAAAAUAAAAAUAGUAAAAUAUAUGUACAUAAACUAUUCAAUAAGAGAAAAGUAAAAAUUAAAAAAAUUCAAGUAUUGUACAAAUAAGUAGCAUCGUCUCAUUUUUGUGCCCCUUGUUGAAGAAUUAAGAAAUAGAACUUAGUUAUUUUAGCAAGCGUUUAAGUCGUUUAUUAACCCAACGGAAGCCUAAACCCAAUUCUAUAAAAAUAACUAAUUGUCGUGAUAAUAAUUAUAGCUUAAGUUAAUUAAACAUAGAAAAAAUAAUAUCGUGAAUUUGCUAGACUUGCGUAAUAUUUAUACUAUAGACAAUUAUCUCCUACAUAAAAAGUAUAUGUUAUAUAUAUAUAUAGAUUUACUGAGAGUCCUCCCCUUUUAGCUGUAUAUUAUUCUAGUAAAAUAGACUAAAGACGCAAACGCGUAAACAAUGCAAAGAGCUCCGACUUCAGUUGACUUUCCGCCACAACAGCAUGAAAGCAAUAUUUAUGAUGGUACCGCAAUUAAUGAUAAUACAAUUAUUAAUGGUCUUUCAAAUGUUCAGGUUAACAGAACAAGAUUUUUUCGUAAUAUCACGGCACAAUGUGUAGAUUUUGGCCAGUCCUUUAAUUCAUUCUUCGGUAGAUUAAGAGGGAGUUUUAGUAGUAGGGUUGAUGAUGCUGGAGAUAUUGACGAUAAGGAUGAUCGACGCGGUUAUGGCAUUGGUGUCGGAAAUAGUGUUGAUUCUGAAUUGCUACCGAAAGAUACACGUACAUGUGUCAGCAUCAUUAACCAAGGUGAACAUGAUGAACUAACAAUUAGCGGUUACCGAAGAUCUUUAAUACGUUCCACAUGCUGCUGGUUGUGCAUUAUACUGACUUGUGGUUUACUACGUUUGAUACUACACUGGAAACAACGCUGGCUUCUAUUCGCUACCUAUCAAUUGUGUCCUCUGGACGUAGCAGAGAAAAUUCUCAUCGAGGAAAAUUACAACAGAGCGCAUACAAGCUAUUAUAUUAAAGAUGUAAUUACAAUUAAUGAUGCCGUUCUAAGCAAUCUCCGUGAGGAUAAGAAAAAAUGGGAAAGCUAUUUUCCACGGGCAAAACCAGAGGAUAAGAUGGCUCAACGCUUUCAUCUUUCGGUACACUUUUCGUCAGGGCAUUUCAAGCAUUUUGAAUCAGUUCGUCUAUUCCGUUGCAAGCAAUUGCGUUAUAUUUGGGAUGAACAAACUCAAACGUUCCAUAAACUUAAAGGACUUGAUAUGAACGUACCUGCACGAUAUCUUCAUCAACGAAAGGGUCUGUCAUGCAGUGAGGAAUAUGCGAGACGUCUAGUUUAUGGACCCAAUGAAAUAACAAUUCCAUUCAAAAAUAUUCCAACACUACUAUUCCUCGAAGUAUUGAAUCCAUACUAUGUUUUUCAAGUAUUUUCCGUUAUACUAUGGAUGUGCUAUAGUUACUACUAUUACGCUGUUGUCAUCGUCAUAAUGUCGAUAUUUGGCAUAACUAUGUCGAUUAUCCAAACAAGAAAGAAUCAAAAUGCCCUUCGUGAUACAGUCGUAAACAGUGACUUUGCGUUUGUGAUUCAUGAUGAUGGGAGUGUUGAACAGAUGGAAACGCACUUCCUGGUACCAGGAGACAUCAUAGAAAUCCCAGCAAAUGGGUGUACUAUGCAGUGUGAUGCAGUAUUGCUUUCUGGAAACUGCAUUUUAGAUGAAGCAAUAUUGACAGGUGAAAGUGUGCCAGUCACAAAAACGCCAUUACCUCUGAAACAAGGUCUGAUGUUUGACGCGAAAGAACACAGUAGACACACCCUUUUCUGCGGGACGAAAGUUAUUCAAACGAGAUAUAUUGGAACAGAAAAAGUUUUAGCAGUUGUGAUUAAUACCGGCAACAUAACUGCCAAGGGGGGUCUCAUCAGAUCGAUACUUUAUCCACCACCCGUGGACUACAAGUUCGAAAGAGAUUCAUAUAAAUUUAUAACGCUUCUAGCAUGCAUAGCAGCUAUUAGUUUCUUGUACACUUUAGUAACAAAGAUAAUGCGAGGGAUUCCAGCAACAAAAAUUGCCAUUGAAGCUUUGGAUUUAAUCACAAUUGCUGUACCCCCUGCUCUACCUGCGGCAAUGAGUGUGGGCCGUUUCUACGCACUCAAACGGUUAAAGAAACAAAAUAUUUACUGCAUUGCACCUCGAUCUAUAAACAUAGCUGGCAGUAUUAACUGCGUGUGCUUUGAUAAGACUGGAACUCUAACAGAAGAUGGCCUGGAUAUGUGGGGAGUACUUCCCAAAUCACCAACUAACCAAUUUCAAAUACCACUGAAGGAUGUUCAGCGUUUACCUGAGGAUCAUUUUCUUUACGGAAUGGUUUCAUGUCAUUCAAUCACAAUAAUGAAUGGCGAAUUGAAAGGUGACCCCUUGGAUUUGAAAAUGUUCGAGUCCACGGGGUGGAUAUUGGAGGAAGCAAAUAUAGCCGAAAAUAAUAAAUAUGACUUGCUGACACCAACUGUACUUAAACCGCCAAAACUAGGUAAGAGCGAUAGUGACCGGUCUUUAAAUUUAAAUGAUUCUGUGGAUCAGAUCCUCAUUUCAAAUGAUAUUGGAGUUGUGCGCGAAUUUUCGUUCGCAAGCAAUUUACAAAGGAUGUCCGUCAUUACUAGACGUAUCGGUGAUGAUCAUUUCAAUGUCUACUGUAAAGGAUCACCUGAAAUGAUUCAAACACUUUGUCGCCCCGAAUCUAUUCCACUGGAUUAUUUGAAUCAUCUAAAUCAUUAUGCCCAGCAAGGCUACAGAAUCAUCGCUAUUGCAUAUAAGCCACUUGAUCGUAAGAUCACCUAUACAAAAGUACAUCGCAUUGCUCGUGACAAAGUCGAGAGCGAUUUAGAAUUCCAAGGGUUCGUGAUCCUGGAAAAUCGUUUAAAGCCUGAUACGACGAAUGUCAUCGCAACAUUAACAGCAGCCAAUAUAAGAACAGUGAUGAUAACAGGUGAUAAUAUCUUAACAGCCAUAAGUGUGGCAAAAGAUUGUGGAAUAGUAACGAAAAAACAAAGUAUCAUAACCGUAAAUGCACGAUCGCAUCCCAGCAAAGCCAAUGAUUAUGAAAUCUACUACACACUAUCAGCUGCCAAUCCUAGUAUUUCCUCUCCGAAUUACGGCACAAAUGGGGAUGUUUAUUCCCUGAUGACGAACAGUAACAGUAUUGCUAGUUUAGAAACAACAGACACCUGGACACACCGAGAUUGUGUGGUGACUUUGACCCAGGAUGAAAUUCCUUAUUUGAAUAACUAUCGAUUUGCCAUUGCUGGGAAAACUUGGUCAGUCUUAUGUGAUCAUUUCCCUGAGCUGGUGUCGAAAAUAGUUACAAGAGGAACAAUUUUCGCUCGCAUGUCGCCAGAUCAAAAGCAAGAAUUGAUUCAAGAAUAUCAAACUCUAGGAUACUACGUAGCAAUGUGUGGAGAUGGCGCGAACGACUGUGGUGCUCUGAAAGCAGCUCACACGGGAAUAUCACUUUCGGAAGCUGAAAGUUCAGUAGCAUCUCCCUUUACAUCGCGAAAUCAUACAAUCGCUUGUGUGCCGACCGUGAUCAAAGAAGGACGUGCGGCAUUGGUGACCUGUUUUGGAAUUUUCAAAUACAUGGCUGCUUAUUCUCUCGUACAGUUCAUAUCAGUGCUAAUGCUAUACUCCAUCGAUUCGAACCUCACUGACAUUCAGUUCCUUUAUAUAGAUUUAUGUCUCAUAUCGGUGUUUGCAUUCUUCUUUGGACGAACGGGAGCCUACGAUGGACCGCUGGUUGCGGAAACCCCGUUGAAUUCAUUGGUUUCUGUAAGUCCGAUUGCAUCGCUCCUCCUACAUAUUCUCGUGUCAAUGGCAUUCCAAGUGGCCUCGUGGUACCAUGUACAGCAACAACCCUGGUUCGUCCCAUUCAACUUUAGUGCAGCCGCAGACGAAAAACUCGGUUGCCAUGAAAAUUAUACCAUUUUCAUUGUGUCCGGCUUUCAAUACAUUAUCCUGGCGUUCAUUUUCUCCAAAGGGAAACCUUAUCGAAAGUCGAUACUAUCUAAUUAUUGGUUUAUAUCAGCAAUUCUUAUAAACCUGGCUAUAGUUAUCUACAUGGCAAUGAUACCUCCUGCCUUUUUGGCUAAUUUUAUGGAGCUGAUUUUACCACCGGGCGACUAUUGGUUCAGAUUCUACUUAAUACUUUAUGGUGUGCUCAAUUUCGUGAUAUCAUUAAUUAUUGAGGAGGUCAUAGUUGAAUAUUUGCUCUUCAAAAAAAUGAGGUAUCGAUUCCAUAACGUAGCUAAAUCACAGAAGAAGUACCUGGCAAUCGAGCGUGAAUUGAACAAUCAAUAUAGCUGGCCUCCGCUGUCUAACUAUCAAGAUGAGGCCAAUACUAUGAAUAUGACUGAAGAUUGUUCGCCAGUAUCCUAUGCCGAGAUUGGAGCCGAAGAGCACAAUGCCGAGAAUUUAGAAUCUGAAAGAGAGAACAGUAUUUUGAACCGUUUCUUCGACCCCAAACUCCAAACUAGCAAUGCAGAUGAGCACAGUCUUUCUGCAAUUGAAUCAGACUCAGACAUGGAGCAAUAUGAAGAGACACAUCCUCCCAAGGAAUUAACUGUUGAAUUGCCACUAAAGACUUCGACUAUACCAUCUUCAAUUGAGGCGUCAAUGCAUAAUCGGAGAGAGCCCGAGCCCGAGCUUCAAGUGGAAUUUGCGUCCCCAGUACAUUCUGGAUUGCCAACAUCACAUCCUUUCAUAAGCAAUGCAUCUUCAGUAGACCAUGCAUGCGUUAACGGCACUACGAGGCAAUCUACCCCAAUGAAAAAGCCCAGUACAUUAAAAUUGAAAGAAUUCACAUUCAUUGAUGACAAUUCAACAGACCAAAAAUCAGCAACUAGUACUUCUAUCCAAAUGGAAAAUUGUAUAAAAAAUCCUGAAAACAGUAUGGAAAAUAGAUACAUAGGUAAUAAAAGUAACAAUUCCAACAGUAGUCUUAAACGUAAGGAUCAAAUAAUGAUGACAACAACCAGCUGAAAGUUACUUAGAAAAUUUCUACGGUAUCAAAAUUGAUUAUGUUGUCCAUAAUCAGUGCUAAUAAUGAAUAAUAAUUUUGUUAAUGACUAGUCGAUGAAUUUUUUGCAGGCAAAAAAUGUGUGCUACCUUUAACUACAAAAGUUUUGAUAUCAGUUGUAUAGAAAAAAUAAAGUGAUAAAUUUAUAAA